GGGGCCUGUUAGUCCUUAGCUCAUCCCCACCCCCCGAACCCCGGGGAACCUUUGGCACCCCCGGACGCCCAGGCUGGGUGAAGGAGGGCUGAGAGCGCUCCCGACGUCCCAGCUACACUCGGACACGAGCCACUUCGUUUACAGCUUUAAUGCCCAGACCACUCUGAAAACGGAAGGUGUUCGCUUUCGCCCGGAACCCUUGAGCACGCAGCCCGAUCCCUUGAAAGCCAGAUUCGGACUACGUUUCCCAUACACGCGCUCGCGAGGGGGAAGAGAUGCAGUGAGUGAGAGCGUGCCGAGAGCGACGAAGCAACGGGAGAUGGUGGCCUAUAGUGCAAGAGCCAUGCCGCGCCGAGGCCUAGUGGCCGGGCCAGACUUUGAGUUUUUCCUGCGUCGGUAUUUCACGCCGGCCGAGGUGGCCCAACACAACCGGCCGGAAGACCUUUGGGUAUCUUACCUGGGAUCCGUGUACGACCUGACACCGUUGGCUCAGGAGUAUAAGGGAGACCUACUGCUAAAACCCAUCAUAGAAGUCGCAGGCCAGGACAUCAGCCACUGGUUCGAUCCGAAGACCAGAGACAUCCGCAAGCACAUAGACCCGCUGACCGGCACCCUGAGAUACCGCACCCCCUGGGGCCGCUUUCUGCACGUCCCGCCGCAACUGCCCCGUUCCGACUGGGCCAAUGAUUUCGGGAAGCCCUGGUGGCAGGGGUCGCGUUAUGAGGUGGGGCGGCUGUCCGCCAAGACUCGGAACAUCCGCAUCAUUAACACGCUCACAUCGCAGGAGCACAUGCUGGAGGUGGGGGCCCUGGAGUCGAUGUGGGAAAUCCUACACCGCUAUCUCCCCUAUAACGCACACGCUGCCAGCUAUACGUGGAAAUAUGAAGGGAAGAACCUGAACAUGGAUUAUACCCUGGAACAGAACGGGAUCCGGGAUGAGGACGAAGAAUUUGACUAUCUCAGUAUGGACAGUGCACCUUAUACACCCGCGAUACUGCUGUACUUCAACGAUGACCUCACAGAACUCUAGGAAGGGAGAUAUAUGCUCAUGUAGACUUAAGAUA
Prionailurus viverrinus (fishing cat) is the source of this 1064-nucleotide messenger RNA. Its product is annotated as cytochrome b5 domain-containing protein 1. Lineage: Eukaryota; Metazoa; Chordata; Mammalia; Carnivora; Felidae. The transcript is spliced from 6 exons. The coding region runs from base 320 to 1030 and encodes 236 amino acids. The record is from RefSeq and is a predicted model, not a curated record.